Messenger RNA from Perognathus longimembris pacificus (Pacific pocket mouse), 1137 nucleotides. RefSeq names its product ephrin A4 (gene Efna4). Bases 63 to 677 code for a protein of 204 amino acids. The transcript is spliced from 4 exons. Gene Ontology annotation, biological process: ephrin receptor signaling pathway; axon guidance. Gene Ontology annotation, molecular function: ephrin receptor binding. Gene Ontology annotation, cellular component: plasma membrane. NCBI's taxonomy places the organism in Eukaryota, Metazoa, Chordata, Mammalia, Rodentia, Heteromyidae. The record is from RefSeq and is a predicted model, not a curated record.
UCGCCCCGACUGCGAAGCGGGCCGGGACCCGCCGGGCCACACCGGACCGGAGCCCGGGGGCGAUGCGGCUGCUGCCCCUGCUGUGGACUGUCCUCUGGGCCGCGCUCCUCGGUUCCCCGCUGCGGGGAGGCUCCGGCCUCCGCCACCCCAUCUACUGGAACUCCAGCAACCCCAGACUGCUUCGAGGAGACGCCGUGGUGGAGCUGGACCUCAACGAUUACUUAGACAUCUUCUGCCCACACUAUGAAAGCCCAGGGCCCCCCGAGGGCCCUGAGACCUUUACUUUAUACAUAGUGGACUGGCCAGGCUACCAGGCCUGCCAGGCAGAGGGGACAAAUGUCUUCCUGCGCUGGAAAUGCUCUAUGCCCUUUGCCCCCCUGGGCCCUGUGCGGUUCUCCGAGAAGAUUCAGCGCUUCACACCCUUCUCCCUGGGCUUCGAGUUCUCGCCUGGAUACACUUACUACUACAUCUCGGUUCCAACUCCCGAGAGUCCUGGCCAGUGCUUGAGGCUCCAGGUGUCCGUCUGCUGCAAGGAGAGCAGGUCCGAGUCAGCCCAUCCGGUUGGGAGCCCUGGAGAAAGUGGCACAUCUGGGUGGCGAGGGGGUCAUACUCCCAGCCCCCUGUGUCUCUUGCUGCUGUUGCUUCUCCCAAUACUGCGUCUUCUGAGAGUUCUGUGAGCCAAGCAGAUCCUCCCUGACACCCCAAGGAGCCAGAACCCUCCUUGCUACCCCUGCACUGGGAAUGCCAUACCAGACAGACAAGAUGGAGCCUUGAUGAGGGAAAGGAGGAGGGUCUGAGGUGACCCCCACAGGUGCCUGAUCCCACACCGCAUGCUGAAGAGGAGCCACAGAGGAGCUGCAGUUAAGGCCCUGGGCGGCUCCCGGGAGCGGAGCGCAGGCCUGACACACCAAGGCUUUGGGCAGCUGCUUUCCUGGUCUCAUCCCCUCUCCAUGGGAGACUGGGAUUUGGGGGUGGGGGGAGGCGAAAUCAACUCCUCUGGCUACUGGGGCCGAGGCUGAAGACCUGGGGACAGGUGGAUUGCUGGUCCAGGGCAAAGGUGAAGAAGUCCUGCCUCCUGUGCCCUGUGAACCUCUUCCCAUCCCAGGGGCAACACUCUCCCCCCCCCCCCACCUCCCC